This is a messenger RNA of Fusarium proliferatum ET1, 1476 nucleotides long. RefSeq lists its product as uncharacterized. The record is from RefSeq and is a predicted model, not a curated record. Gene Ontology annotation, biological process: transmembrane transport; carbohydrate transport. The coding region runs from base 1 to 1476 and encodes 491 amino acids. Lineage: Eukaryota; Fungi; Ascomycota; Sordariomycetes; Hypocreales; Nectriaceae. Gene Ontology annotation, molecular function: carbohydrate:proton symporter activity. The transcript has 5 exons. Gene Ontology annotation, cellular component: membrane.
AUGAAGAGUGACGCUUGGCUUAGCAAGCCCUUUUUGACUUCUAUAUUCCUUGGAAUAGGAGGUUUUCUCUAUGGAUUUGACUCGGGUAUCAUCACGCCGAGCUUGGCGCUGAGUUCGUUCCUCACGUACUUUGGCAAACCAGAUCCUCCCCUUCGAGGCGCCAUUGUGUCCAUGUACCAAGCAGGAGCAUGGCUAGGCAGUGCUUCAGUCGGCAUCACCAGUGAUAAACUCGGUCGUCGCAAAGCCAUUGCUUUCGGCUGCAUCUGGGGCGUCAUUGGCGGUGCGGUCAUGGCUGGCGCCGCUCACGUUGCGAUGCUCAUCAUCGGACGACUCCUCGUCGGUUUCGCCGUUGGGACCAUCACAGGAGUAUCUCCUGUAUUUGGAGCAGAGAUUGCAAAGACCCAUGAACGUGCCAAAGUCACGGCUGUGAAUCAAAUGAUGACAGCUUGGGGAUUCUUCGUCGCGCUGUGGAUCGGUGUCGCGGAGGGGAAGUGGCAUAACGCAAAUCAAUGGCGUCUUGGCUUUGCGAUUCAAAGUAUUCCCGCUCUCAUUCUUGGUGUUGGCGUCUUGUUUCUGAGUGAAUCACCCCGUUGGCUUUGUCUCAAGGGCCGUCAUGAUGAAGCUGAGAAGGCAUUCCGCGCUUAUCACUACGACGGAACGAAUGACGAUUGGUGUCGCACUGAGUUCACUGUCAUUCAAGUCAACAUCUCCGAGGAGCUGCAAGCUCAAGGAAAACUUUCAUGGGCCCAACUAGCCAAGACCCCUGCGUUCCGAAAACGUCUCUUUGUUGGUACGUUCGUCUGGGCAGCUGCUAUGCUAUCCGGCAUUUCCUUCGUGCAGUACUACCAGACCGCUAUCUACGCAACACUCCAGUUCAGUGAGGAUCGCCAGCUUCUCGUCAGUGGCCUUUACGGUUCUGUUGGUCCAGUCGCUUGCUUCCUAUCAUUGUUCUUUGUCGACAAGAUCGGAAGGAAGAAGAUUCUGGUCAUCAGUUCGUCGCUUUUGUCGCUAUGCUACUUGAUCAUUACGGUCCUGGCUGCUGAAUUCCCUGCUAUUCCUGGUAUGCCGACCAAUGCUGCGGCGCAGAGGGGUUUGAUUGCGUGUAUUUUUGCUGUUUCGGCGAAUUACUCUGCUCUUCUUGGACCGAUGACUUGGAUUAUUCCUCCUGAGGUUUUCACUACUGAGCUACGUGCCAAGGCCAACGCCAUUGUGCAGGUGGUGCACUAUUCCAUAAGUCUGAUCAUCACGCAAUGCUCGCCUAUCGCCUUAGCAGCUAUCCUGUUCGUCCUCACCAACGCGCUUUGUGCUGUUAUCUUCUUCUUCGUAUAUCCAGAGACACGAGGUAAAUCACUGGAAGAGAUUGAUGAAAUCUUCGGUGAUGUCAAGAUUGUCCAUGAAGAGGAUGUCCGGUUCUCUGAGAAGACUGGCGUCGAGGCGAUUGAAACAAGGGAUCAGCGCAUUAUGCAGGGAUCUUAG